Bradysia coprophila is the source of this 1203-nucleotide messenger RNA. RefSeq lists its product as uncharacterized. NCBI's taxonomy places the organism in Eukaryota, Metazoa, Arthropoda, Insecta, Diptera, Sciaridae. The record is from RefSeq and is a predicted model, not a curated record.
AGUUGGUUAAUGUUCACCUUUAGUUUGAACGAGUCUUACGGUAUUUUGAGUCGUCAAAACAUAAACGUCGAUGCCGAAAUUACCUUAGUUGUUCCUUCGGAUAUCGAUAAUGACCGUUACGAUUAUGACGUUUAUGAAAUUUAUAAUCCACGUUCCGAACGUGACGGGCUUAAUGUGACACGUAUGGGCCAUUGGAGCAAAUUGACUGGUUUAGUUAUACAGCUUAAUGAGCAGACAAAAACGGAAAGACGGCGCAAUUUUCGGGGACUUACAUUCACAUCUGUAGUAACACUUAGGAAUAUUCCUGAGAACGUUACAUUUUUGGAACACCUUCAAUCCAACGACUAUCCAUAUGUCAAUAACCUAGGACGAAUUAACUAUCGUUUAUUUACGUUAAUUGAAGACAUCUACAACUUAAAAGUGCAGGUCCGGGUAGCAGAGUUUUACGCACAUUUAGAUGCGUCACAUAACUGGCAUGGUGCAAUCGAUUUGGUUAAACGAAGAAAAGUUGAUUUUGGUCUAACUCCGUUAAGAUGGGAGGAUGAUCGAUAUGGAGUGGUUGAACACACUACGCACUCGUACCAUGCUCAAAUUCUAUUUAUAUUUCGACAUCCAAAAUCGAUACCGUCGAACGCAUUCACUUUACCCUUUCGAUCAAAUUUGUGGUACGCAAUAGUUGUAUUAGUGGUAUGUAGUGCGUGCAUUAUUUGGAAUAUUUUCUCGGUAGAGAAUCACAAGAAAGUCAAAUCAGCUUUACAUGUGAAACGGGCCAACGAAGAUACUUUUUCCAACUCAAUUCUGAUGAUGAUCGGAUUCAUUUUUCAGCAAGGUUAUUCAGGAAAUAUUGUUCUAACGUCAUCUCGGAUAUUAGUCGUCGCGGUACUCGCAUUCGCAUUACUGGUUUAUCAAUUCUAUUCUUCCUUUAUCGUUGGCUCUUUACUUAUUGAAGCACCAAAGAAUAUUAAGACAAUGAAACAAUUGCUGAACAGUCCGCUUUCGUUCGGUCAGGAUGAACAACCGUACGUCAUAAACAAUUUCCAAUAUGCACAAGAAGAAUCAACUGUACUGUUGUACAAGAAGAUCAUGGAACAUCCUGAACGCACAAUAAUGCCUGCAGGUACCGGGUUGAAAUUGCUGAAGAAUGGUGGAUUCGCCUUUAACACUGACGGUUUGUUAAUUUGUUUAAAUCAACCCAUCAAGGCC